CCCUGGCCAGGCUUUGAGGGUCACUGAUCUCAAUUAGGGGUCUUAAAACCGGCAAAACCCCCGGGGAGGCUGUGGGGCUGCAGGUCGGCGGUCCUGGCUCUGAGGGGUUUGGUUACUGCAGGCCCCACCGACGGGCGCGCUCCCCCGGGGCGCUCUCUGCCCGCGCUCCGGGCCACGGACGCGCUUUUCAGGGGCUCUUGAGAAAGCUGGAGGAAGGCGCAGGAGGAGAAAGGCGCGUUGGAAGUGUGGCACGGCAAAGGGCUGCUGCCCUGACCGGGGGAAAUACCGGGGCGAGCCAGGCUGGGAGGGCCGGUUCUUCCUGCCGGGAUAGCCGGCGGGUUUUCUGCCAGCUCUCGCCUGCCCUUUCCCUCUCCUUCCUUCCAGUCUCUUGAUCCCCAGCCACCCGGAGGGGCACUUGACUGGCUGCUUUGUUUCAAAUGUUGCUGCCUCAUUGGUUCCCGGCUCAAAUCUCCUCUAUUCCUGCUCUGCUUUCUCGAAAGCUUCGUCUUUAACCCCUCCGAGCCUCGCGGCAGCCGCGCUGCCAUCCCCUCUCCCGGCUGUUCCUCCCUCCGCGCUCUCCCGACGGAUUGCUGGCCUGGCGGCGUGGGCGAGAGAGUUCAGCGGCGGCGGCGCUCCCGGUCCCAGAAAAUGGUCUUCUAGCCGGCCUUCACCAUGUUCAGCAAAAAGAAGAAACGCAUCGAGAUCUCUGCUCCCUCCAACUUCGAGCACCGCGUCCACACCGGCUACGACCAGCAAGAGCAGAAAUUCACGGGGCUGCCGCGGCAAUGGCAGGGCAUCAUCGAGGAGUCGGCCAAGCGCCCCAAGCCGCUGGUGGACCCCGUCUGCAUCACCACCAUUCAGCAUGGCUCGCAGAAGACCAUCGUGCGGGGCAGCAAAGCCGCCAAGGACGGCUCCCUGACCUGGCUGCUGGACGAGUUUGAGAACAUGUCCGUGUCCCGUUCCAAUUCUCUGCGCAGGGACAGCCCCCCCUUCCCGCCCCGCCGCGACCAGCUCUACCAGGAGAACGGCCUCUCCGAGGGCCCGGCCGCUGCCCGGCCGCACGAGGAUGCCGGCAGGAGCAAGGAGAAGAGCCGUCACGGGGCCAGGAGCGAGCUAGAGCAGGGCAAGGAGAGACCCCGGGAGAGGGAGGACCAGCGCGCCCACCACCACCACCACCACCACCACCACCACCAGCCCCGCGGGCAGGAACCCGGCCCCAAACCCGCUCCCCCCGCCGGCGGCCGCCCGCCCCCCCCCGAGUACCCCAAAACCCCCGCCGAGCGGGACGGCUGGCGGGAUUACCCCGCCGACAGGGACUACAGCGAGCCGGCCGACCGGGUGGUGCGGCGGGAGCGCCCCGAGCCUUCCGACAAGCGCCCCAAAUCCACCUACGCCGGCGAGAGCAGCCCGCAAUCCCCCCGGGACAAACGCCCGCUCUCCGGGCCCAAUAUCCGGACUCCCAACAUCCCCGUCUCCGAAGGGGUGAUGAAGACGGCUCAGCAGACGGGACGGCCUUUUAAUACCUACCCCCGGGCUGAGACCGACCCCGGCAGGGGCGCGGGUCCACAGGCAGAGCACCGGCCGGGACGGCUGCAGGAGGUGGCAUCCAACGGGCCGGUGAGCGGCGGCGGCGGCGCCGGCUCCUCCCGAGCCCACCCGCCCGGCCCGCCGCGUUCCAAACCCGCCGAGCCGCCCCAUCCCAACCUCACCCCUCACGCCUCGGACCCCCACCUCGCCCGCCAGCCGCCCCCCGGCCACCCGCCGCCGCCCCCGCCGCCCUCGGCGGGGCCGCAGCAGCCCCGCUCGCCCCAACGGGAGCCCCAGCGCGUCUCCCACGAGCAAUUCCGGGCGGCCCUGCAGAUGGUGGUGGAUCCCGGAGACCCCCGCACCUACUUGGACAACUUCAUCAAGAUCGGCGAGGGCUCCACCGGCAUCGUCUGCAUCGCCACCGUCAAGAGCACCGGCAAGCUGGUGGCGGUGAAGAAGAUGGACCUGCGCAAGCAGCAGCGGCGCGAGCUGCUCUUUAAUGAGGUGGUGAUCAUGAGGGACUACCAGCACGAGAACGUGGUGGAGAUGUACAACAGCUACCUGGUGGGCGACGAGCUCUGGGUGGUGAUGGAGUUCUUGGAGGGCGGCGCCUUGACCGACAUCGUCACCCACACCAGGAUGAACGAGGAGCAGAUCGCCGCCGUCUGCUUGGCCGUCCUGAAGGCCCUCUCCGUCCUCCACGCGCAGGGCGUCAUCCACCGCGACAUCAAGAGCGACUCCAUCCUCCUCACGCACGACGGCAGGGUGAAACUCUCCGAUUUUGGGUUUUGCGCCCAAGUGAACAAGGAGGUGCCGCGACGGAAGUCGCUGGUGGGGACCCCGUACUGGAUGGCGCCGGAGCUCAUCUCCCGCCUGCCCUACGGCCCAGAGGUGGAUAUCUGGUCCCUGGGCGUGAUGGUUAUCGAGAUGGUCGACGGGGAGCCGCCCUAUUUUAACGAGCCGCCCUUAAAGGCCAUGAAGAUGAUCCGCGACAAUCUGCCCCCCAAGCUUAAAAACGUGCACAAGGUUUCGCCUUCCCUCAAAGGUUUUCUCGACCGCAUGCUGGUGCGGGACCCGGUGCAGCGGGCCACCGCCAACGAACUCUUGAAGCACCCCUUCCUGGGCAAAGCGGGGCCCCCCUCUUGCAUCGUCCCCCUCAUGCGCCAAAACCGCAUGCGGUGAGGAGCCGGCGGCCGCCCCGGCGCCCUCCUCCCCCCUCGCCGCCUCGGAACUGGAUUUGUGACUGUGCCACUACUGUUGGGGCGCUGGCAAGGGGGGGGGGGGGGGGAACAGGGAGCCGGGGGCGGGGUGGGGGGGGGUGGGGGUCCUGUCCCGUCGUGUCGCCCCCUCCCUGCACCGUACUACUGAGCCGGGGAGCGGCCGGGGAGGGGGCACGGCUCGGUAUUAACGACUCACCGACAUUCGGCGCGGGUCCACCGUCCCGGUGUGCCCCCCCUCCCCUUCCCCGCUUCCCGGCAGAGAUUUGGGGCUGGGGGCUUAUCCCACCCCGGACCCGGUGUCGCCCCCACCCUGGGGAGCCGUUUGGGGCAUCUCCCCCUUUUCUUUUUCUUUUAAAUCCCCUUUUUUUUUUUUUAUCCUCAUCCAGCCCCAGGGUCGGGCCACCACCUGCAUCUCCACCGGGGGGGGACACACACACACACACGUGUCCCCAACACUACGGCCCCGCGGCCACACUACUGAUUUGGGGUCCUUACCGCCCCCCCCCCCCCUUCCAAACACGUUUUUUGUUCCUUUUGGGGUUUUUUUGUUUUGUUUUGUUUUGUUUUUUUCCCUCCCCUUUUGUUUUUUAACAAAGCUAUUUAUAUUGUCGUUUUGUAACGCUGCGGUAUGGGGGGGGCCCCGGGGCCGGCACGGGGACCCCCGGAGAUUACACGUGUCCUUUUGGAGA
Tyto alba (common barn owl) is the source of this 3436-nucleotide messenger RNA. It is a transcript of the gene PAK4, whose product is annotated as p21 (RAC1) activated kinase 4. Gene Ontology annotation, molecular function: protein serine/threonine kinase activity; ATP binding. The transcript is spliced from 9 exons. Gene Ontology annotation, cellular component: cytoplasm. Gene Ontology annotation, biological process: protein phosphorylation; regulation of MAPK cascade; intracellular signal transduction. Lineage: Eukaryota; Metazoa; Chordata; Aves; Strigiformes; Tytonidae. The coding region runs from base 673 to 2709 and encodes 678 amino acids. The record is from RefSeq and is a predicted model, not a curated record.